Messenger RNA from Glycine soja, 2041 nucleotides. RefSeq names its product sulfoquinovosyl transferase SQD2-like. The record is from RefSeq and is a predicted model, not a curated record. Gene Ontology annotation, biological process: sulfolipid biosynthetic process; glycolipid biosynthetic process. Gene Ontology annotation, cellular component: chloroplast envelope. Gene Ontology annotation, molecular function: UDP-sulfoquinovose:DAG sulfoquinovosyltransferase activity. Lineage: Eukaryota; Viridiplantae; Streptophyta; Magnoliopsida; Fabales; Fabaceae. The coding region runs from base 204 to 1835 and encodes 543 amino acids. The transcript is spliced from 10 exons.
AGUCAAGGAAAAGAAUUUGUCCUAAAUAGAGAAAAAAUAAAGUAUUUGUAAUAGCACUAUACCUUGAUUACCUUCCAUCCGUAGAUUCCUUUCCAGCAUCAUCGGAUUAUUCUCUCUCUUCUAACACUCCCACUGUAGUUCGAUAUUAUUCUAUCCAAAUUCGAAAGCUUUUUUCUCACACAUCGUAUAACAUCUUUACAACCAUGAAAACCACUGCAAUCACUAUAAAUCCCUCACUCUCUCCACCCUUUUGUUCCAAAGCCACUACCCCUCCUUCUUGUUCUUCAUCAUCUUCUUCGUUCCCUCCUAGUUUCCCACGUUUUCACUUGUCGGGAGCAAAACCCAUUUCUCUUUCUUGCAGAGGAACACGAUUGUGCUUCUUGAAAGGGUCUAAAACUCUUUGGGGUAGAAAAAGUUUUGUGCUUGGGGCUGGAAACAUGACCAUGGCAGAGGUUGAUUCUCAUGAAGAGGGGGAGAACGAGGGUGCUUUGGUUGGCUCUGAGAAUGAGAACAAUUCAAGGCCUCGGAGAAUUGCUCUCUUUGUCGAGCCUUCUCCCUUUGCAUAUGUCUCAGGCUACAAAAACCGGUUUCAGAACUUUAUUAGAUGCCUACGUGAAAUGGGUGAUGAGGUGAUGGUCGUGACAACACAUGAAGGAGUGCCACAGGAAUUUUAUGGAGCCAAAUUAAUUGGAUCUUGGAGCUUUCCCUGCCCUUUGUAUCAGAAGGUACCCCUCUCCUUGGCACUUAGUCCAAGAAUAAUUUCGGAGGUAGCCCGGUUUAAGCCUGACAUAAUACAUGCAUCAUCGCCAGGCAUAAUGGUUUUUGGAGCUCUUAUCAUUGCAAAACUUUUGUGUGUUCCUAUUGUCAUGUCCUAUCAUACCCAUGUACCAGUGUACAUUCCAAGAUAUACCUUUAGCUGGCUGGUGAAACCAAUGUGGUUGAUCAUAAAAUUUCUUCACAGAGCAGCUGAUCUGACUCUGGUGCCAUCUGCUGCCAUUGCGGGGGAUCUCCUAGCAGCUAGAGUCACAGCAGCUAACAAGAUUCGUCUUUGGAACAAGGGUGUUGAUUCUGAAAAAUUCCAUCCCAAAUACCGCUCCCAUGAAAUGCGAUUAAGACUAAGGUGUGGACCUUUUCUCAUUUUGUCAUAUAAUCAAGUUUUGGCAAUAAUGUCAUUUCAUCAUGUUCUUAAACAUUUGUCAUACAGCAAUGAUGAACCUGACAAACCCUUGAUAAUUCAUGUUGGACGGCUUGGAGUAGAGAAGAGUUUAGAUUUUCUGAAAAGGCUCAUGGAUAGGCUUCCUGAUGCCCGAAUUGCUUUCGUUGGUGAUGGACCAUACAGGGAAGAACUAGAGAAAAUGUUUGAAGGUAUGCCAGCAGUAUUCACUGGAAUGUUAGGAGGAGAAGAACUGUCCCAAGCAUAUGCCAGUGGAGAUGUAUUUGUCAUGCCUUCAGAGUCAGAGACGCUUGGUUUUGUAGUUUUGGAGGCGAUGUCUUCAGGGAUACCUGUGGUGGCGGCACGUGCUGGAGGUAUUCCUGAUAUAAUCCCUGCAGAUCAAGAUGGUAAAACUAGCUAUCUGUAUGAUCCACGAGAUCUUGAAGACUGCUUGAGCAAACUAAGGCCCCUUUUGCACAACAAAGAGUUGAGAGAAACCAUGGGUAAAGCUGCACGUGAAGAGAUGGAAAAGUAUGAUUGGAAGGCAGCCACGCGAAAGAUUCGCAACGAACAAUACAACGCUGCCAUUUGGUUCUGGCGCAAGAAAAGAGCCCAACUAUUGAGACCCUUCCAACGGCUGGCAAAACGUUUUUUCCCAUCCCCACAAGUCAACUACAGGUGAUGCAACUUCACCUACCAAGCUUAGGCUGGUCCCUUGCUAGCUUUCUUUGGCUUCAUAGAAGACUUGUAUUGGAUAAAUGUGUGGUUGAUAGUGUAAUGGAUUCAUUCUUUUUGAAUGUAAAGGAACAUACAAUAUGGUGGCUUGCACCGUAUUUUGUGCUUUUAUAAAGGGAAUCAGUGCCACAGGUUUAAUCCUUCAUGUCUCUA